GAGAAUUUUAGUACGUACUCCUACUAUAGAGUAAUUCUACGGUUCUUGAGGAGAUACCAUGAGGUACCAAAAAUUUAGUGUAAAAUUUGGUACCUCAUAGUACCUAGGUACCAAGAGAUACCAAAUUUACAAUAGAAAAAAUGGUAUCUCAUGAUAACUUCUAAAGGACCGUAAAAUUGCUCCCUACUAUAUAUACACACAUCCCCUGCUGCCAGCCAUGCGUGUGUUUGUACUUUCCAAAUUCAUAGUAGUAGCGAUUUGUGCGUAUACGAAUGCAGAGGUGGCGAAGCUGACGGCGAGCGAGUGGUACUUCUUCAGCUUCCGCGACCGCAAGUACGCGACGGGGUCGCGCACCAACCGCGCCACCAAGACGGGAUACUGGAAGGCCACCGGCAAGGACCGCGAGGUGCGCGGCUCCUCGUCGUCGUCGUCGUCGCGCGCCGUCGUCGGCAUGAGGAAGACGCUCGUCUUCUACCAGGGGAGGGCGCCCAACGGCGUCAAGACCGGCUGGGUUAUGCACGAGUUCCGCCUCGACUCCCCGCACUCCCAACCCAGGGAGGACUGGGUGCUAUGCAGGGUGUUUCAGAAGAGGAAGGGCGACGGCGACGGCCCGCAGGACAGCGGCGGCGCCGCCUCUCCCACCUUCACCGGCUCGAUGUCGACGACGACGUUGUCACAGCUACAGCCGCCGGACCACCGCCGCCAUGCAGCCGCAGCGGCGGGCGGCUACUACGUCGGUUCCCAGCAGCUGGCUGCUGGCUACGACUCCGCCGCCGGCUUCGCGAACCCCACGCAGCCGGCGGUGCCACAUUACCAAUACGGCGGCGCGGUUAUCGGGUUCCCGGAGGAGUUCGGCGGCGGCGGCGGGGUAGCAGACGAGUACGGGUUUGGGACAUACUUGGACUUGGGCUUCGAGCUCGACGACACGGCGAGUGUUCUUGGAGGCAUCAGGUCGUUCCCGCAGGGUUGGAAUUGAUCGAUCCCGGCACUAAACAAAUUUAUUUUGCGUACGUACGUACGUACGUAUACGCGUCAUAUACAGGGUCCGAUCGUUGAAUUAAUUAAUUCCAUUAAUUGUUUAUACAGAGUUUGUAUAGGUUUACGUCGUCUUAGAGUAUCUGUCCGGGUUUCGAAAGAUUGUGUGAGCUUGAGAUAUGAUCUCAAUUGAUGGAUCAUCGCGUAUGUGUAAGGCGAAAAAUCAAAUGUAAUAUAAAGAAUUCAAGUACAUUGUAGAGGCCGGAUUUUAAUCCAUUUUCUAUUAUAUACUAAAGAAUUCAAGCA
Oryza sativa Japonica Group (Japanese rice) is the source of this 1281-nucleotide messenger RNA. The record is from RefSeq and is a predicted model, not a curated record. NCBI's taxonomy places the organism in Eukaryota, Viridiplantae, Streptophyta, Magnoliopsida, Poales, Poaceae.